Lobosporangium transversale is the source of this 930-nucleotide messenger RNA. RefSeq lists its product as hypothetical. The record is from RefSeq and is a predicted model, not a curated record. Bases 1 to 930 code for a protein of 309 amino acids. The transcript has 2 exons. Lineage: Eukaryota; Fungi; Mortierellomycota; Mortierellomycetes; Mortierellales; Mortierellaceae.
AUGACCUCUACUGUCACUGAAAGCUCUAUUGGUACUACCAUUCCUACGUCUACUUUGGCACACGAGGAUGAAGAUACAUCAUUCAACUCAGAUUCACCUCGAGUAGACUUUACAGAUGGCUGUAGUUUGAUCCCUUCGCCUCCCCCAUCGCCCGGUCCCAUCCGUACUGACUCCAUUCGAUCGUCAAGGUCUGGAUCUAGACCUGGAUCAGGCUCAGCUUCUGGAUCAGGCUCUUUGCCAGCAGCAGCAACGUCGGUAGCUACAUCUAUGUCUACGCCGACAACAACAACAACAACAACAAUAGCUACAAAAGCCCCUAUUGCCAUUGUGAUUAAUACUCGUCGACCCUCACAGGAUAUAGGACAUAUAAGUGUUAAGAGCGCUAGUAUUAAUACUAGCCUGUUGGAGGAGCCCAAGGUGUCAUUGCUCUCUACCAGUUACCCACCUCCUCGUCCUUCAAGAACAUCGAUUCCAGAGGAAGAUGAAGAAGAAGAGGAAGAAGAGGAAGAAGAAAGAGGGAAGAAGUCAGCCGUGGCUGACUCAAAAACGACAUUACUCUCUUCGUCCUCCUUGUUGGGAGGAAGAUUAAGUUCUUCACAGCUCCAUGGAACUUCACCCCCUUCUCCCUUGUCCUCUCGACCUCUAGUCUCAUUUGAUCAACACUUUUCGAACCAGGCCAAGGUUAAGGAUUACAGGGAACGAGAUAGGGAUAGAGAUAGUAGCACUACGCCUCGCAAUAAUGUGUCCUCAUUAAGCAAUGGAAUGAGCAUAGGAGGUGGGGCUCAUCAAGGGAUGAAUAAUGACUUUGAUGCAUCUUUGGGUGGAGCUGUCAAACGAGACUCUUACUCAAAUCGUCGCCAGAGUAUGGCCACUGCUAUGGGAAAACGUCCUGGUGCUGCGCCGGCUGCCAUCCAGGAAGAGGAGGAGUAA